AUGUCGGAACACGGCAGCGCAGCAACGCGAGUUUUCGCCAUCCCGGAGCUACUCCAGCAGAUACUCAUCGCACUAGCUGAUCAAGUCUCGCAAACUUCUCAAGACGAGCAUGAGAUGGAUGAGUCCUACCACUCUUUCGAGCCAGCCACAACUAUCGCCCGCUGUCGCAUGGUCAAUCGUGACUUCAACGGAACCAUAGGCGGAUCAAACAAGAUCCUCGAGCUCGUGGCGUACAUCUCACCGAAGUGGGAUGGCGUUUGGUCUGACAGGGCACUGGGCUGGCUGCUGCAGCGGCAGCUCAACUUGGACUUCUCUACUGAUGACCGCAACGAGAACUUUGUGCGUUGGGGCAUUGUGGAGCCAGGUUGGAAAUCGCCUAUCCAGGAGUACUUCGUUGAUGUUGUACCAGACGAAGGUUAUGGCAAGGAUAUGUUUCAUGCCGACGAAUUCAUGGGUCAUGCUCUUGCCGCGUACAAGGGAGCUUUCGACGAGUUCCUCCAGCGCAAGAGUACUGUCGAGUCGACCUGGCGAGAUGUCAGGCCAAAGCAUCCGUCCAUUGAAACCAGAGUAUAUGUGCACUUUUGUUGCCGCGACUUGUUUAGAGACAUCGAGCUCGUGGCUCAGGAUACGCUGGGCGAUGUGUUCGACCAAUAUGGCAUCUUCCUGACAGAUACGCUGGCGCUAUGGAACAAGUAG
This is a messenger RNA of Fulvia fulva, 696 nucleotides long. RefSeq lists its product as uncharacterized. The transcript has a single exon. The record is from RefSeq and is a predicted model, not a curated record. Bases 1 to 696 code for a protein of 231 amino acids. NCBI's taxonomy places the organism in Eukaryota, Fungi, Ascomycota, Dothideomycetes, Mycosphaerellales, Mycosphaerellaceae.